Emiliania huxleyi CCMP1516 is the source of this 1362-nucleotide messenger RNA. RefSeq lists its product as hypothetical. Gene Ontology annotation, molecular function: glycosyltransferase activity. The annotation marks the transcript as partial. NCBI's taxonomy places the organism in Eukaryota, Haptophyta, Isochrysidales, Noelaerhabdaceae. Gene Ontology annotation, biological process: root hair cell development. The transcript has 5 exons. The record is from RefSeq and is a predicted model, not a curated record.
CCCGCGGGCGGCGACACCAAGCCGCUCGACCUCAUCGCGCCGGCGGACGGCCCCUGGCCCGUCAACUGCGCCGAGCUGCCUGAGCUGUGCGAGGUGGUGAAGAAGGUGGCGGUGGGGCGCGCGGUGAUGGCGGCGGUCUCCAACUCGAACAUCCUGCAGAUGCUCGGCCAGUUCGUCGACGUCGUCCAAAAGGUCGGCGUGCCGAACUUCCUCGUCGUCGCGCUCGACGAGCGGACAAAGCAGUUCCUCGACGGGCGAGGCUGCCCCUCGUACCGGCGCAGCCUGCGCGCGCGAGGCGGCGGCACGGACAACCACGCGACCUCGUCGCUCAAAUUCCAAAUUCUCGCCGAGAUGCUGUCGGUGGGCGUGUCGGUCCUCCUCUCCGACGUCGACAUCGUCAUCACCAAGGACCUGCUCGGCCUCCGCAGAGAGACGCGGCGCGAGAGGUGCGCCUCUUCACGCCUCGUCCGCGGCAUGACGGACGGGUGGGACGACCGCACCGCCUACGGCCACGUCCUGCCGACGGCGAUGCCCGGCUCGAAGGAGCCUCCCCUCGCCUCCCUCCGGCUGGUGGCGCGCAACUCGGGCCUCUUCUACCUCGGCCGCCACGCGACCCUCGCCCCCGGCUGGGCCAGCCCCGCCUCUCUUCACGCCCGCAGCCAGAGCCGCGGUCGGCCGCGCGAGGCCCGCCCUGACGCGCCCCGCCUCGCGUGUGCGCAGGAGAUCUUCCGGCUGGCGUACGGCUCGCACGAGGUUGCGGGCGUCACCGUCCGCACGAUGAACUACAUGUGCUUCCUCAACACAAAGUUCCUCUUCAAGCACAUGCGCUCCGACGCCGCCCUCGCCGACCGCAGCCGCCACGUGCCAGUCUCGUGCCACGUCAACUACCACCCGGAGAAGGAGGCGAGGAUGGUCUCCAUCAAGGCGUUUUACCACGGCGGCGACGACGCGGCGCUCAAGCCUUGGAACGGCGGCGAGGGGCGCAACACGGGCGGCUGCUCGGGCAAGGUCGGCGUCAACACCGACCGCAUGCCGCCGCUCGGCGACAAGGGCUAUAAGGACUUCAAGCUGGGCGACUCGCUCCUCGCCGCAAACGAGGAGUGGUCGUGGAGCGGAGAGGGAGGCGGCGUCCACUUCCGCGCAGGCGGUGCGCUCUCCUCUCCGUGGGGGGAAGGGACGUGGGGUCCUGUGCCGUCGCCGUGGCGCAAGGACUCGGUGUAUGUGGCCCUUGGCGGGCAAACCUACCUGCUGAUGUUCCUCUCCGAGAAGUGGGCGUUCACCGCCGUCCGCUGCUCCGACGAGGAGGUGUCAUUCGGCCAGCUCAAACGGCGAGACACGCCGCAGAGGCGGCUCGUGUGGUGA